GUACUUUUCCUCUCCUCAUCCUCUGUUCUCUGCUUUCAUUUUCUCGCGUCCCGUUCCUCAGCCCUGUUCAGCCUACACUCUCUCCCUUUCGGUUCGCACCUUUGACUUCAAAGCCCAAUACACACAUACUCGCACAAAACGCUCGUAUGUCAAAAACGACACAAAGCAUCAAGGUGACAAUCGUUGGCGGAGGCAUAGGCGGACUCAUCUUAGCCAUCAUGCUCGAGGCUGCCCGGAUCAACUACAUCGUCUUAGAGCGGUCUGCCAGUCUGCGCACCAUAGGUAGCACCAUCGCCCUCAAUGCAUGUUCGCUCCGCCUCCUCGAACAACUCGGUCUCUGGCCAGAGAUCCAAAAGAUCGCCAAACCUAUCGGUGCCUUCCACCUCCAGCAUGACGAUCUAUCCCACAUCGGCUCCAUCGACUUUACUUUUGGCGAGAAGCAUUACGGUUAUUAUGGAUACGUCAUGGCCCGUCCCGAUCUCUUCGAGCUCCUCAAGUCACGCAUCCCAACUAAGAAGGUGUUGCUGCACAAAGCCGUAGUCGAUGUCAUUGAGAAUGACUGCGGAGUGACCUGCAGAUGUGCGGAUGGGACGGAAUAUCGGAGUGAUAUCCUAGUUGGUGCCGAUGGCGCUUACAGUAAGGUGCGAGAGAGAAUGUACCAUCACCUGAGGCUCCAGAACCGGCUGCCCUCCGAGGAUGACCAACCCUUAAAACUCACGCACCUGUGCGUCCUCGGAGUGUCCAGCGCACUGGAUCCAAAGGUCUUCCCUGCAGUAAUGGACAAGUUCUCGAAGUUCGAACUCAUGCUAUUUCGAGAGCGUCGCUGUUCGAUUUGGUUGAGCCCCGUCCAAGGCAACAAGAUCUCGUGGUGUUACGGAGGUGAAGUCGACCAGAGUCCGGAGAGUCCUCGUAACAAAGGCGUGAAUCGGCGCUGGGGCAAAGUUCCAGCAAAAACUCGGUGGUUGCUCGAAGAUAUCUCCGAGCUGCCAACAGCCUAUGGCUGCAAGGUUGGCGACAUCAUCAACACUACGCCAAAGGAUCGCGUCUCCUCUGUGGCCUUAGAGGAGAAGUACUUUGAGACAUGGCACACUAAGCGUGUUGUGCUUUUGGGCGAUGCAUGCCACAAGGUCCUUCCGUUUGCUGGUCAAGGCGCAGUGCAGGCUAUGUUGGAUAGCCUCUGCCUCGCGAACCUACUCCACGACCUGAAAGGCAAUACCACUGCUGAUUUUGAACAGGCCUUCCAAUCUUACCACCAGCAGAGGUCAAGAUCUGCGCGCAAGGCCGUUAUUGGAUCUCGCCUCUUUGGUCAAUUUGUGGUGUCAAAGGGAUAUCUGGCUAAAUGGGCCCGCAAGAUCGCACUGAAUCUGAUGCCGCACUGGCUGACCAGGACCGUGACUGAUUGGGUGAUGCGUGAUCGGCCGCAACUCUCUUUCCUCCCCAUAAUCGAAGACCGCGGACUCGUCAAAGCCUGGUGCCAACGACGAUAAGCAGCUGUAUGAAUUGGAUGAGAAAGACAGUGGUAUGUAAAUAAAAAGAUAAGAAAAUAACGAGACAAUUUCAGCCUCUUCAGGAAGGAAAACCCUGGCUGAUCUCGGGGCGUUCCGCAGAAGGAGGCUCUCCCCUUUCGAGGGAGUGGGCUUGCUAUAAAAGAGGGGAACGGCCGCAAGGCCAAUGAAAGACCGAGCGACAACUUUUAUCUCCCUAGGUCUCCCGUGUGUGACGGGAGAUUAUUGUUCAAAGAAGAACUGCUUUGCCCCGCUUGAGGCAGCAAUUUAUAGGAGCCACAAGGCAGUCCAAAUUCCGCCGCCAUGUGUGCCUAGACUUGUGGGGGCCUAUCGUCGAGCGAGUCACCAAUUGCCUAAAUGCUCUCUUUUUGGGGUCCCGCUGACUGCUUUCAC
Gamsiella multidivaricata is the source of this 1898-nucleotide messenger RNA. RefSeq lists its product as uncharacterized. Lineage: Eukaryota; Fungi; Mortierellomycota; Mortierellomycetes; Mortierellales; Mortierellaceae. The coding region runs from base 147 to 1487 and encodes 446 amino acids. Gene Ontology annotation, molecular function: FAD binding. The transcript has 4 exons. The record is from RefSeq and is a predicted model, not a curated record.